AUGUCAGGCCCUACGAAAGCAUCGGAGCACCCGAUCCGCACUGCGUCGGAAGCUGAGCAAUCCAAUCACACGACUCAGCCGACGCUCUUGAAUCCAGGAAUGGCAACCAACCCCACGUCCGGACUCACCAUGCUUGCCCCGCCUAGACCUUGCAGCUCCAGAGUUUCUUCCAGCUCCUUCCAGGACACCACCGACUCAGCCGCUUCCAGCAUGACCAGCCAGAACGAUGAUCCCGCCGAGCCCAUCAAUCAGACACACGCCAAAGUGCAUGACAUGUCCUCCUUGCCGCAUGCUCGCAAUUCGGACCAGGCCUCCAACUCGCUCAGCUCACCGUGCUUCGUUCACUCCUAUCUCGAUCGUGGUGUCGCGCUUGGAGAGAGUCUCAAGAAGCAGCGUCGUCAGCUCGGCCGACAGCGGGCGCGUCGAUCCAGGAACUCUCGACAGUCGCAAAGCGAUGUUGCCUCUGCCGAUGAUGAUGCUUCUCCUCGGCCUCAGCGUUCGCGAUCCCAGCCUCUGCUCGAAGACAACCAAGGAGCUGCCUUCUCGGGCCCCUCUGCUUCGAGCUCAAUACCGUCCAAUGCAUCGCAGACUUCAACAGGAGAGCAAGAUCCGUCGAGCUCAGACGCGGCAUCAACAAGUGCGAGGCGGAGCACAGAGCGAGCCUCCGCUCGAGUCCGUAUCCGCACCAGCUCAGAUGACGAUGAAGAUGGCGACGACGAUGAUGAUGACAGAGACGCCGACAACACUGCCCACCAGCCGCUCUCCGAUCAGGACUCAUCCUACGGCUCCUCUUACUCCUACUCGACCGACGAGGAGGACUCGGACAAGGUGCGCUCCCUCACGCGGCAGCUCGCAGAGACGGCGGUGGGUGUGCGAGAGAUGAGCAAGCAGCUCGGUCGCGCCAGGGUCAAGUCGACCAUUCAAUCCGUCAUGAUCAUCACCAAGGCAAGAGACAAUCAUCUCAUCAAGUUGACACGCGAGCUUGCCAUCUGGCUCAUGACGACGCCUCGCAAUGGCAAGGAUACAGGUCUCAUUGUCUAUGUCGAUUCGCAGCUUCGCCAAUCCAAGCGGUUCGACGCAGAAGGCAUCCGUAAAGAAUAUCCGCACCUCUUCGACUCGAGGCCGCCCAAGCGCACGCCCAGCCUGUCCUCUUCCUUCUCCUCUUCCGCCGCAUCCGCUCCCGACAACAAUGGUGGCUUCAACCGAGGCGAGGGCGGCAACCAGUUGCGCUUCUGGAACUCCGACAUGUGCUCGCGCUCGCCCCAUCUGUUCGACUUUGUCGUCACUUUAGGUGGUGAUGGCACCGUGCUCUUCUGCUCCUGGCUCUUCCAACGCAUCGUUCCGCCAGUGAUGCCCUUCGCACUUGGCUCGCUCGGCUUCUUGACCAACUUCGAUUUCAAGGCGUAUAGGGAUGUGAUGAAGUCAGCGCUCGACGACGGCAUCCGCGUCAAUUUGCGGAUGCGAUUCACUGCGACCGUCUACCGUGCCACCUUGCCCUCUUCCAGCUCGGCGGAUCGUCAUCGCCGCCAAGCCAUUAAGUCGGGAAAGACAGGCGAGAUCAUCCUCAACUCGGUCAAAAAUUGCGGCUGGGAUGCCAUCGAAUCUCAGAACCCUGAUUCGACUCAUCGUCCGCGCUCGGAGCUGCGUCCAGACGAUGAGGUAGAGCUGCCAUCGAUGGACAAGAAGUCGACCAGGAAAUCCAAAGGCGGCAAGAAGUGCCGUGACAAAGAGAUCAUGUGCUUCAGCACACGGCCCGUUGAGACGUUCGAGGUGUUGAACGACCUUGUGGUGGAUCGAGGUCCGAGUCCGUACGUCAGCUUGCUCGAGGUGUUCGGAGACGAGCACCACAUGACAACGGCGCAAGCAGAUGGACUCUGCAUUUCCACUCCGACUGGCUCGACCGCCUAUUCGCUCUCGGCAGGCGGCAGUCUGGUGCACCCCGAGAUCCCGGCCAUCCUCAUCACGCCGAUCUGCCCCCACACGCUCUCGUUCCGACCCAUGCUCCUGCCCGACAGCAUGGAGCUGCGUAUCGCCGUGCCUUACAACUCGAGAAGCACUGCAUGGGCCAGUUUCGACGGACGCGGUCGAGUCGAGCUGAAGCAAGGCGACCAUAUCAAGGUGACGGCGAGUCGCUACCCUUUCCCUACCGUGUGCGCAGAGAACCAGUCGACUGAUUGGUUCUCAAGCAUCUCGCGCACGCUCAAGUGGAACGAGCGUCAGAGGCAAAAAUCGUUCGUGGUCGUCGAGGAAGGUGCGGAGGGUGAUUCGAGCAACGGUGGUGGAAAAGACAAGGAUGCAUCGUCCACGGCCUCGCCCAGCAAAAUGUUCGCCAAGCACAGUCGAAACGGAGACGACGAGAGCAGCAGCGAAGACGAUGACGACAGUGACGAGGAGGAUGAAGGCCGCAAAGGUCAAGGAGACGAUGAUGAGGACGGGGAGAAGUUCGACAUUGAUGACACCAGCACAACGGUCACUCGCAGCAACAGUCCCAACUCGCAUGGGGAUGGCCACGCUCACGCGCGCAGGCGAUCGGGACAGAACACGCCUCGGCAUGCCAAUGGGUUUCCACGACGCAGCAGUGGUCCCCCUUCGCUGCUGAGCUCGUCUCUGCCUCGCUUGACGUCGAUCACGAGCGCAUUUGCCCCGAAAUCGAGCGAGAGUCAGACGAAUGCGAACGCAUCGACCCCAGAUUCGUUGCUCAAUAGUCCGGAUCGGUUCGGCUUGCAAGGCCCUCCCAUGCCCCCGAGAGCCAUCAGCGAGCGCCACCUGCUGAGCGCCGAUUUUCGUCUUGACGGAGGCAAGGCCGUUCCGUCUUCUUCCAAGGACCCGAACUCGACGCCGUCCUCCGCUGCUCCGAAAUCGCCUACUGCUGUCGAGGCAGGACCAGCCUCGACGUCUCGAGGUGCUCGUACAUUCGAGAGCGGACGCAGCAGAAGCACGCAGUCCAAGCCGAUGACACCCUCUUCGGCCAUGGCUCGGGACAAGACCCCUCAGGGCGUUCGCGAGAGCUCCAGACAGGACAGUUCUGGGACUAAGUCGGAUCCCAGGUCAGAACGAUUCGAUCGAACAGGAAGCAGCACCGGCGGAACAGCAUUAGUUGUGUAUGGAGAAGACGAGAGCGAUUCCGACUCGACGACCGGAGCCGGUCACUGA
Kalmanozyma brasiliensis GHG001 is the source of this 3153-nucleotide messenger RNA. RefSeq names its product Inorganic polyphosphate/ATP-NAD kinase, predicted. Gene Ontology annotation, biological process: NAD+ metabolic process; NADP+ biosynthetic process. Lineage: Eukaryota; Fungi; Basidiomycota; Ustilaginomycetes; Ustilaginales. Gene Ontology annotation, molecular function: NAD+ kinase activity. The transcript has a single exon. The coding region runs from base 1 to 3153 and encodes 1050 amino acids. The record is from RefSeq and is a predicted model, not a curated record.